AUGUUGAGCGUCAAGUCCGCCAUUGCCGUGGAGGCUCAUAUUCCAUCAACGAAAUAUAUCCCAAACAUCCAAGUCAGAGAAACAUAUGAAUACGACUAUAUCAUCUUUUACAGAUGGCUAUCACCAGAUCUUUACGAACGGGGCAGAGUGAUGGCACGUUUGGUCGCCGAAAUGAUUGAAAAGAGGAGCCGCCGUAUAUGGCUCGACCAACAUCAAAUAACCAGAAGCGCGGAACCCAAAGAGGUCACCAAAAGGAUAGCCCAGACCUUCCUGACGGUAUCUCAAAUCAUCAUCCUAGCAGCACCUGGAGACUGGGAUCGAUUCUCAAAUAUGGACGAUAUCCACAGAUGGGAAUGGGAGAUGAGUCUCAGAAGCGACAAGCAAGUCUGGCUUUUGCAAUACGGAAUGUCAGACAAUGAACAACAACCACCUUCCAAGGAACAGCUAGCUGCAGGAAUGGAGACACACUGUCCAAACUUGGCAAAAUUGUUUAUGAGCAAGGAUGUGCAUAUACGAUCCUUGUCAAUGGACAGCAUUGACACGGUAGUUAGUGAGAUUUCGGAGGCGCGGUAA
Molecule: messenger RNA, 573 nt
Organism: Fusarium poae
Lineage: Eukaryota; Fungi; Ascomycota; Sordariomycetes; Hypocreales; Nectriaceae
Exons: 3
Coding region: 1-573 (190 amino acids)
Source: RefSeq, a predicted model, not a curated record